Messenger RNA from Cadophora gregata, 2394 nucleotides. RefSeq lists its product as uncharacterized. The coding region runs from base 1 to 2394 and encodes 797 amino acids. Lineage: Eukaryota; Fungi; Ascomycota; Leotiomycetes; Helotiales; Ploettnerulaceae. The record is from RefSeq and is a predicted model, not a curated record. The transcript has 3 exons.
AUGGUACCACUCGUUGUUCUCCCUUCGUGUGGCAGUUCACAAGCGCCUGAAGCGUUUCCACAAAUCCAAACAUCAUUUGAAGCAGAAAAUCCUCCCCAAAGCGAACCUAAAAUCAAGAAAGAAGUUACACGUAUAUUCGAACCCGUCUGGGAAGAUGGCGUCUGCACAUUUGUCCUCAACGAAGCGGUCAGAGCAGCCGAUCGCAAACGCCUAGCCGAAGACGUCGAGCCCAUUCUCCACGAACACAGACUCCUCACAGACGCCGAGAUGAAAGAUAACGGACUCAUAGAGCUCCAACCAGACAAAAUGUACUAUUUCAAAGUCCCAUCCGGUCGUCACCCAGGUAUAAUCAGACUCUCUGCAAAGUGGCUGAAGAAGCACGGAUUUCUAGACCGGCUUGCUGCGCUGCGAGAGUUUUCGUUAGAGAAAGAGUUUAGAGAGAAAUUGAUGUAUUUGUGCAAGAGAUAUAACUCUGGUUCUUGGAAGAAGAGAGGAACAGCGUAUACGCUGUCGACGACGACUAAUAAGCAUUAUGGCACGAACACGAUUCAAUUGGGGAAGCUGUUGAACCAUGCGGAUGAGCUGCCUGGUGUUAAGAAGUACUUGCUUGAACUUACGUCGCUCAUUGCUGAGGUCACUCAAUUGGCGUUUCCGGAUAUCGAGACGAGGGGUAGAGCUGAGAGACGGUAUGAGAAUGCGUCAUUGACGUUUGGGGCGAAGAAGAAUCGGCAGUUUACGAGUGUGCAGUUGAAUUAUUCGGAGGAGAAUGCGAGUUUGGAGGAUAGUUUGAAGGUGUCUGGUGGAGUGCAUAGGGAUAGGAUGAAUGAUCCUACGCUGCCUGGGGUUCUUGUCUCAAUGUCACACCAUUCAGAAGAUUAUUUUACAGGUCGGUUCAAUAUCCGAUGUCUUCAUGCGACUGUACCCCUCCUACCAUUCGAGAUCAUUAUCUUCUCCGCCCGCUUCUACCACUGUUCAACAGGCGGUGGUUUCUACAACGUCCCCAAGUCUUCACCACUCCGCGUUCCACCAAGCGACCCGAGACUUAUCCCCGUUCUUCCUUCAGACUUCGAACACAGCAGAUUGAAUUUCGUUCUAUACCCUGCAAUCCGACUUAUGAAGCUGUCUUUCUCCGAAAUUAGAAUCGAGCUGUUUGAUGAAACCGUAGAAGGGAUGUUAUUCGAGGAUAAGGCUCAUCACUAUGAAUGGAUGAUGCGGACAUAUAUCGUAAAUGAACCAGAAAUUCUUGGGCGAUUGAAAAGCUUGCCGAAUCACGUACCAAUACCCAAAGACGGCAGAAGUCAGAUGAUCGUGGCUAAUGUGGAGACAGUGAAGAAGGGCGAAGCUAAGGAGGCAAGAGUAGAAUUCGGUCUGGGGAUUACCAGAAAUGGAGACCCAGAUCACUAUGUCCGAUUGUUUGAGUUCACGGACCCUGAGACUGGGGAACGAAGGAAACCCGAUCGCUCGGAGGCUGUGAAGACUCUCAGGGCUUUAGCAAAGCCAAAUAUUGAAUAUGAGGAGCUGGAGAAGGACAUGCGGUAUUUGGAUCCUUGUGAUUACGGGAACAGCGGGUGCCCAAAGCCUGUCCGAAGAUCAGUGACUGGAAGACUCAGGGGCAAGAAUCAAUUCAGGAAACGAAACCAGAGAGUUCACGAAACUUCGGGUUCUGAAAAUGAGUAUGAAGAGGAAGAGGAUGACAGUGAUUUUGAUGUGCAGAAAUCAACAGAAGUAAAUGGUGAGAUGGAAUCUGGAGACGAAGCCGUACUGAAUGGGGAGCGGGGGGAGGCGCAUACAGGAGCCGCAAAAGUUCUUGCGCCAGCCCUAAAUGAGUUCAAUGCUGCAAUAGACAUGUUGAAAGAGGCCGGUCUUAAGCUUUUUGCCUUUAAUUUCCAACAAAGUCAGUUGCUGGGAGAAGCAAACGCAAAGCUGAGUGCGCAAGAGAACUCUCAGAAAAUCGCACCUCGACCCCGGGACACUUCAGGCUCCAAAUCGACAGACGUCGUGCGAAAUAAGAAGCCAGUCAAAACUAAUUCUGCAAGGUUGAUGCCGUCGCCAAAGGUUGAAGAAACUGACUCUCCCUCCUCGCACAAGAAGAGGAAACAUGGCGCAACACCUCUAAGCACCCCACCACUAAAACCACCCAAGCGAGUUAAGAAAGGCGUCUUCUCCUUACACGCUGAUCCAGUCUAUGUAGACGACGAAGAACAAUGGGAGGUUGAAAGCAUUGUAGGAAAAAGACCAACGAAGUCUGGAAAGCCGUUGUAUAGGGCUCGGUGGAAGGGAUACUCUCCCGAGUGGGACGAGUGGAUGACAACGAAAGAUCUUGAGAAUUGCAAGGAACUCAUCGAGGAGUACGAGAGCAAAUGGGGAUUUGUAACUAGUAUUGAAACAGAUUAG